Messenger RNA from Populus euphratica (Euphrates poplar), 1761 nucleotides. It is a transcript of the gene KUOX1, whose product is annotated as KAR-UP oxidoreductase 1. The record is from RefSeq and is a predicted model, not a curated record. The coding region runs from base 350 to 1408 and encodes 352 amino acids. The transcript is spliced from 3 exons. Lineage: Eukaryota; Viridiplantae; Streptophyta; Magnoliopsida; Malpighiales; Salicaceae.
ACUGGCUACAUAAAUCCACAACUUCCCACGACUUUCCUGCGAAAAGUUCAUUUUUGUUUUCUAGCUUUUAUCAAUUGCUGGAUGGGAUAGAGAACAGAUGAUUUUGCCCAGUUUUGACAUGUCUACAUCAGAAUAGCAGGAAAAUGUUGCAGCUUUUACUCUUGAAACUGGUCUGCGUGUCCAAAGCACUAGCAAACUUACUUUUGACACUCAAAACUCUCCUAUAUAAACCCCACUCUUGGAUACUCUACCAAACCGUCAAAUUUUUAUUUUACCUGCUUAUCCUUCUACUCAUAUUUUGGUACUAUUUUGAGCCUUUUUUGAGGCAUUUUUUGGUUGAGGUUUUGGGAUGGAAAAAAAGGAUAGCUCAAGUUCAUUUACGAUUGGCAAUAGAACGCAAGACAGAAGCUGGUCAUGCGUGCCAGAUUGUUAUGUAAUUCCAUCUUCAAAUCGUCCGAGUUUGGCUCCAGAGACUGCCAAUGUGCCUGUUAUUGAUUUUUCUAGGUUGAGGCAGGAUGCUACACAAAGGGCUAAUGCCAUUAAAGAAAUUGGAAAUGCUUGUCACCAAGUGGGAUUCUUUCAAAUUGUCAAUCAUGGAAUUUGCCAAUCAAUAUUGGAUGGAGCACUUUCUGUGGCGUCGGAUUUUUUCAAAUUACCUACCGAAGAGAAGGUGAAGUUCGUGUCCAAUGAUGUAAGGAAGCCAGUAAGGUAUGGGACGAGCCUCAAAGAUGGAGAUGACAAAUUCCAGUUUUGGAGGGUUUUCCUCAAGCAUUAUGCACAUCCUUUAUCUGACUGCAUUCAUCUAUGGCCAAAAAAUCCACCUCAUUACAGGGAAAACAUGGGAAAAUAUUGCAAAGAAGUUAGGAAACUAGCCUUGGAGGUAAUGGGAGCCAUCAAUGAGAGCCUUGGGCUGGGUCCAAGUUACUUGAGCAACCAGAUGGAGGAUGGAAUGCAAGUCAUGGCAGUUAAUUGCUACCCUCCAUGCCCAAACCCUGAACUCGCGCUAGGAUUGCCGCCGCAUUCGGACUACACUUGCUUAAGCAUUGUCCUCCAGAACUCGGCCGGCCUUGAAGUCAUCGAUAAAAGAGAUGGCAAGUGGAAGCUAAUCCCGGACGUUCAUGGUGCUCUUCAGGUCCACAUAGGGGACCAUCUUGAGGUACUAAGCAAUGGCUUGUACGAAAGUGUUGUGCAUAGGGCCAUACUGAAUUCUGAAAGGAUUAGAAUCUCAAUCGCUAGCCUACAUAGUAUGGGUAUGGAUGAGAAAAUGGGGACUGCAGAGGAGCUUGUGGAUGAUCAACAUCCUAAGAAAUAUAAAGACAGCAGCUUCAGAGAUUUCCUGGAUUUUCUAUGCAAGAAUGACAUCGCAGAAGGAAAGAACUUCAUCGAUACACUAAAGAUCAAGGCCUAGAUGCAACUUCUCUCUCUACAAUGUGUUCUUUUUUUUUCACCUAUACAGGGUUGAAACAAGGUAGCAGAUGAAAUAGCUAUACUUGACUUGUUGUCAGGAUUAUGUAUUAGGUCUUGGUGAUCAUAGUUUAUUUUAGCAGUUUGGUUCUUUUGGUUUAGAGCCAACCGUGCUGGUUUGGUCUUCUGCCCUUUCUCCAUGUUUCUCUGCUAUUACCCACCCAGGUCUAGUGGGUUUAUAGAGUUGGGGCUUUGGCCAUCUCUACUCUUAAUUUUCAUUAGAUGCUAGAUUAAGAUGAGAUGUGAAGACAAGUUUGGAUAGUUUUCUUAAAAAUAAAUGAUGACAUAAUUUGAUGA